AUGACACAAACUUCAAAGGCUUUGACAUCAGCAGAAAUCAUCAGCUCAAACACAGUUAAAACAUCUACCUCUAUACCUCUCUCAAAUGCCACUGUCACUGUGACAAUACCAUCUACAACUCCUCAGUGCAGAGAUGAGGACUGUCAGUGUAACGGGGGAGAGUGUAUAUUCAACACGACACUAGGCAGAUGUCACUGCCAUUGUCAAGAAUCAGUCUAUGGAGAUUCCUGUGUUUUUGGACAGAACAACACCAACCCUAAUAUUGAUACCGGAGCAAUACCAAUUCGACAAGUAAAUGUUAUGUUGAAAAUCAACAUGACUUUUGUGGAUGCUUAUUCUAAGUUAAACUCACCUGAGUCAUUGAAGUUCAUCAAUACGUUAACAGAGGAGCUCGAAGCUCUGUGCAAAGAAGCGGAUCCACUGGCCUUUAAAAAAGUACAAAUCAAAAAAUUAAUACCAGGAAGUGUUGUUGCAGAGAGUGUAGCGGAGUACAACUAUCUGAACAAUGAAACACAAAUCCACUUUGUCAACAAUGAGCUAGAUGGUGUGUUGACCAACAUCUUGAAAGACACAAGCAACCUCAAUAAGAUUUCUCGGGCAUUUGAUAAUGCCAGUGUGCAGUUAAAUGGACUCAUUUUCCAGUCACCUGAGAUUAAAAAUAUCACAGACCUGAAGCCUUUUGUUAACUGCAGUCGGUUUGCUAAUUACACUGCUGAGAUUAGUAAUGGUCAAUGGCAGUGUGUCGGACCUUGCAAAACAAACCCUGAUUACUGUCAUCAACAUGGGGAAUGUGUUAAUGACAUUCACAAAGGGCCCAUUUGCCUGGAAACAUUUACAACACCAACCAGCCAGGAAUCUUCUACAACAAAAAUAUCCUCACCCACAGGGGCACAGUCUACAUCUUUCCCCUACAAAUACAGAGGUUUCAUCCAAUUCACCCUCUUCAUCGCCUACAAUGCGUACUCACACAAACACAACUCAGCUACCACCUACCAGCCAGGAAUCUUCUACAACAAAAAUGUCCUCACCCACAGAAACACAGUCUACAUCUGUGACAAUGGUGACACCCAGAGGAACAACUGA
Molecule: messenger RNA, 1083 nt
Organism: Thunnus maccoyii (southern bluefin tuna)
Lineage: Eukaryota; Metazoa; Chordata; Actinopteri; Scombriformes; Scombridae
Exons: 6
Coding region: 1-1083 (360 amino acids)
Source: RefSeq, a predicted model, not a curated record